Molecule: messenger RNA, 363 nt
Organism: Dovyalis caffra
Lineage: Eukaryota; Viridiplantae; Streptophyta; Magnoliopsida; Malpighiales; Salicaceae
Source: the annotation of a GenBank genome assembly
AUGGAAUCAGAUUCGAUAGAAAUGGAUGAGCAACAAUCAGUGUCAUCACUUGAAGAACCAAAAAGGGCUGAGUCAGUAGUAGCAGAAACAUCAAGUUUUCUUCCAACAACGGGGCCAAACAAUUUCCUCAGUAAGCAUCGAAUGGUAGCUGAAAUCACUCAACUUCAAAAUCAAAUCAAUUUCGUACAGGAGGAGCUGGACCAACUUGAUACGUUAGGUGAAUCGUCAAUUGUUUGCAAAGAACUCCUAUCAAGUGUUGAAUCAAUUCCAGAUCCACUACUUCCAUCGACUCAAGGUCCGGUAAACGCAAGCUGGGAUCGUUGGUUCAAAGGAAACCAGAACUCACGAAGACGGUGGAUCUAA